GCGCUGUGCAGCCGCUGCCGCAUGGCGGCGCUGCCCACCGCGUUUUGGCCGGCGGAAACGAGGUGUCCGCCAUUACUGCCCGCACGCCCGCGUCCUUCCCGCUGCCUCCUUCAGGACGCCAGGGCCCCGCCAGUACCGCGGGUUGUCCAAAAGUUGUUGCCUGCGGGAAUUCUCGAUGGGCGGAGCGGGGAGCUGUCCGAAAAUUAGAAUUUCUGGGAGGUGUCGGUGGGCGGAACGCGGGGAGCGAGCCACUGGACUGGGGGAGCUGAAUGGGGGCGUACCGAGGCAUUGAGGGGGAGCGCUUUAAGCGACGGACCGCGGCGCCGAAAGAUGGCGGCGGUGCCGAAGGUGCUGUGCUCGGAGAAGGGAGUGUUGCUCAGACAGGUGUUGGCCCUCAGCAGAGGAGCAACAGCCAGAGGAAACCUUCUGUGUGCUGCAGGUGAUGCACUCCUGGCUCCCCACAGGUCCUACAGGUCCCGACCCACCCAUGGGAUUGGGAGGUUCAAAUACCUGCUCCCAAAGGAGGCUCCAAAGAGGAGGAAGGAGAAGGUGCAGAUGAAGGAGAUCAGUGCUGGCACUGAGUACCAGUAUGGAGACAUCAACAUCCAGAUGACUUCCCAUGACCUGUGCCUGGUGGAGCACUUUGCUCAGUAUGUGCACAGGCUCUGCAACCGCCUCUGCAUCCGGGUCAAUGAGAGCUACGCCAUGCCCACCAAAACCAACGAGGUGCUGCUCCUGGAAGAGAGGGGAUCCAAAAUGCAGCUGGAUGCAGUCCUUACCACCCACCAGAGGGUUGUCCAGAUCCGCGGUUUGAGCUCCACGUUUGCUCCCAUCCUGCUGGAGGUCAUCCAGAGCAGCCAGCCUGAGGGGGUGCACCUGCUGAUGAAACAGCACACGGAAGCCGAUUUCAAGAGCCGGCUGAAGGCUCGACCAGAGCUGGAGGAGCUGCUGGCAGAGAUGUCCUGAGGUGAGGAGCAAUGUGCUGCCAUCCAUGGGCUGUUCCAGCCUCCAGAGGGUGCCUCCAUGAGCUCUGUCCUGGUAACUUUGUGAACUGGGAGGAAUUCCCACUCUUGGCAACCAGCUUGUCUCAGUAAAAAUAAACUAUGUGUUUAUAUCUCA
This is a messenger RNA of Zonotrichia leucophrys gambelii, 1119 nucleotides long. It is a transcript of the gene MRPL48, whose product is annotated as mitochondrial ribosomal protein L48. The transcript is spliced from 8 exons. The record is from RefSeq and is a predicted model, not a curated record. Lineage: Eukaryota; Metazoa; Chordata; Aves; Passeriformes; Passerellidae. Gene Ontology annotation, cellular component: mitochondrial ribosome. Bases 331 to 966 code for a protein of 211 amino acids.